AUGGAAAAAGAUCAAGAGAAAGAUUCAAAGGAAGUCGGCGUCCAAACAGAGGAGCCAGAAGAAGAUGACGAUGAUGAAGAAGACUCUGAAGACGGAGAAAUCGAAGAAGAGCAAGCUGAAGAUGAUGACGAUGAUGAAAUCGAAGAAGAGCAAGCUGAGGAAGUCGAGCCAGAAGAUGAAUACGCUGAAAUACACGAUGAUGAGAACAUUAUUGUCACGCUCAAAAUAAUCAGGAACAUUCUACGAAUCGUUGCGUGUCCUGGUUGCCUCAAGAUUGGGGGACUGUGGCUGGCAGCUUUGAGUUUUGAGUAUGUACGUCUUCAUUUCGAGCUUGGAUGUAACAACUGCAACAAAUUCAAGUACAAGUGCUGGAUGACAGAAGAAGCGUUCAACAAAAUCUUCACAUUUGCUCAAAUUUUGAGCGGAAUAAAGGACAGCCAGAUGAAAAGAUUCUUAGCAACAAUAAGUUACGCUGCAAAAACUCGUAAUGGACGUGAAAUUUCUCCUGUUUACAACAACGACAUCAACUCAAAAGCUUCAAAAUGCAAAGAAACCGUCAAUCAAGCAGUCAUCCAAGAGUGUGAGGCUUCUAUGAACUCAAAAAUUCAAGAGUUCAUCGAAUUUCAUCAUGCCCAUCCUGGCGAGCGCGUUGCAGUAAGUCUGGACGGCAACUACAACGACCGCGGCCUUUUGCGUAAUCAAGCCCAGGCCUGUUUUGUAUCGCUUAUCGGAAUAAUGCAAGGCAAACCAUCAGUACUUGGAAGUGUCAUUCUCAAAAGAGCACAAGAAGCAAAAGAAGAAACCAUCAUUAAAAAUUCGAAAGGAAGAAUUGCUCCUCGUGGAACUCCUCCAAAUGCAUUGGAAGUCAUGGGUGUGAACAUUCUGUUUGAAGAAGUACUACAAAAAAUUCAAGUCGCUAUUCCAGAAAAGAAAAUUUACAUUUGCGCCGAUAAAGAUGCAAAAGUUCGAAGCGCAGAAACAAACAAAUAUAAAAAUGGGCCGAAGAAAGGGAUGGAAAUUUUGCCGAAAGAUUCUUUUCAAUGGACUUACGAUUCCGCGCAUCUUCUGAAAAAUAUAGUCUACCACGCUGAGAAAAAUUUGCCCAUCGGAAGUUCAAAAGACAGAUUCACAAAAAAACAAGUAACACAAGUUGGAACAAGGGUUCAAGAUGCCUCAAAACAUAUAAUGAAUAACGAUCUCUCUCUCGAAGAAGCGAAAUUGAAAAUGGAUAAAACACGGAGACACUCUUAUGGAAAACAUGAGCUUUGCGAUGAAAAUUGUCAACAACUUCCUGCGAUUCUUCAGCCUCAUGGAAAUCUAACGCAAGAAAAAAUAGAAGAACUAAUCGACGAACUUUACAGAAAAAAAUUUGGAGAAGAGUUUAUUUUAUGUCUUCUAAAUAACGGUUCAACAUCAUAUAACGAGUAUCUUCACAGCCUUAUUUAUAAUCGACACUUAUUUGCGAAAGGAGAUCCCGCUGGUCCCUUUACUCAGCGAUUUGAUGUUGCUUGCAAUCUUGGAAUUCUCAUUUACAAUUAUUCUCAAAAUGAAGCUAUCAAAAAAGUAUUCAAUCGACUUGACAUUGGAACUGGUGAAAUCGGCCUCAAAAGAAUGGAGAAAAUUGAAAUUAGACGAAAAGAAACAAAUAAGAAGCAUGUCACUCCUCAUAAAAAUUCAGUCAGACAGAAACGUCGGAUGUCGCAGAAACAAAAUCGUCAAUUUGGAACAUAUGGGAAUAGAGUGCAGCGAGAGAUCGACGAAAAACGGGCUGCGGCACUUGCAAAACUUGAAGAGGAAAAGAAACUUGUGAAUGUGAAGAAAAUUGAAGGAGAAAAGAAUAUUGGAGAAGAAAAGAAGAUUGAAGAAGAAAAGAAGAUCGAAGAAGAAAAGGAGAAUCUGGAAAACUUUUUGUAA
Messenger RNA from Oikopleura dioica, 1914 nucleotides. The record is from the annotation of a GenBank genome assembly. NCBI's taxonomy places the organism in Eukaryota, Metazoa, Chordata, Appendicularia, Copelata, Oikopleuridae.